Molecule: messenger RNA, 511 nt
Organism: Olea europaea var. sylvestris
Lineage: Eukaryota; Viridiplantae; Streptophyta; Magnoliopsida; Lamiales; Oleaceae
Exons: 2
Coding region: 119-496 (125 amino acids)
Source: RefSeq, a predicted model, not a curated record
GAAAUCCUAAACCCUGAAAACCCUCUUAUUCGAAUCAGUUCCAGUAUUAACCAUGGAAUUCAUCAAUGAAUUGAAGUGAUUCUCUCACUUGAUAUUAGGGAAACCCUAAGAAGGAAGAAUGUUUGCUUCUGCAAGAAAUCUCCAAAAGCACUCUCUCAGAUCCCUCUCCUCUUUUCUCAACACCACGUCCAAGGAUGUAAUGCUUGCCAGACAUAUUGGUCCGGUGAAAUUUUUGCCUAGCACUAGCAAUGUGUCUCGGUCGAAUUUUGUAUUUCCGACAAAAGAUGGGAAUUUGUUACAUUCAGCAAAAUUGUCGAAUCAGUUUGACGGUGCUCGGGGAUUUUCCGCAAAGAGCAUGAGGAGCAAAGUGGAGAGGCGGAUGCGAAAGGAGUCGGGCAAAACCCUGAGAGAGAUUCGGAGGGCUAAGAAGUUGAGAAAGAAGUUGAUGACCGAUGAGGAACGCCUCAUUUACAAUCUAAGAAGAGUAAGUUGUUGAUAUCUUACUCUGUAA